Mirounga angustirostris (Northern elephant seal) is the source of this 1451-nucleotide messenger RNA. RefSeq names its product mitochondrial ornithine transporter 2. The record is from RefSeq and is a predicted model, not a curated record. Bases 52 to 957 code for a protein of 301 amino acids. The transcript has a single exon. Gene Ontology annotation, biological process: mitochondrial L-ornithine transmembrane transport. Gene Ontology annotation, cellular component: mitochondrion. Gene Ontology annotation, molecular function: L-ornithine transmembrane transporter activity. Lineage: Eukaryota; Metazoa; Chordata; Mammalia; Carnivora; Phocidae.
UGAGCUCCAGAGCGUCGGCUCCCACAGAGACCAGCAGAAGAGCGUGAGAACAUGAAGUCCAAUGCUGCCGUCCAAGCCGCCAUCGACCUGACAGCGGGCGCGGUCGGGGGCACGGCUUGUGUCCUGACCGGGCAGCCUUUCGACACAGUGAAAGUGAAGAUGCAGACGUUCCCCGGCCUGUACAAGGGCCUCACCGACUGCUGCCUGAAAACGUACUCCCAAGUGGGCCUGCGGGGCUUCUACAAAGGAACCGGCCCUGCGCUGAUGGCCUACGUCGCCGAGAACUCUGUCCUCUUCAUGUGCUACGGCUUCUGCCAAGAGCUUGUGAGGAAAGUGGUUGGACUGGACACGCAGGCGAGGCUGAGUGAUCUGCAGACGGCAGCUGCGGGUUCCUUCGCCUCCGCGUUUGCUGCGCUGGCCCUGUGCCCCACUGAGCUUGUCAAGUGCCGCCUGCAGACCAUGUACGAAAUGGAGAUGUCCGGGAAAAUAGCAAAAAGCCAAAAUACAAUCUGGUCCGUCGUGAAGAGUAUCCUUAGAAAGGAAGGCCCCUUGGGCUUCUACCAAGGACUCUCGAGCACUCUUCUUCAAGAAGUACCGGGCUAUUUCUUCUUCUUCGGUGGCUAUGAACUGAGUAGAUCAUUUUUUGCCUCGGGGAGAUCAAAAGAUGAACUAGGCCCUGUCCCUUUGAUGUUAAGUGGUGGAAUUGCUGGAAUUUGUCUUUGGCUUGUCAUCUACCCAGUGGAUUGUAUCAAAUCCAGAAUUCAGGUUCUUUCCAUGUCUGGAAAACAGGCUGGAUUUCUGGGAACUCUUAUAAGUAUUGUGAAAAAUGAAGGAACAGCAGCCUUAUAUUCUGGACUGACCGCUACUAUGAUUCGAGCAUUCCCUGCCAAUGGGUCACUAUUUUUGGCUUAUGAAUAUAGCAGGAGAAUGAUGAUGAGCCAGGUUGAAGCAUACUGAAGUGUCUUGGUGAACUGGAUCCAAGUAAAGGCCUUAGAGGACUACAGUUUAUCUCAGGUUUCAUGGAGUCCUGGACCAAUGUGGAGUUAUUUUUUACUUCAUGGGAAUUUUUUGUCUUCCCUUCUUCUACUCUAAACUUCACAGAAGAACUUCUAUUUUACAUCAUAUGAUUUCUACCCAUAAUUGUAUUAAAACAAAGAUGGCUGCUCUUGUGUUUGGUGGGAUAUACAUAGUGAGUGGGUGGCCUAUGACCCUGAUCUGAAAUGGCAAAUAUAGUUAUAUCACGGCUUUGGUAUAAAGCUGUACAUGUACAUGCAGUUUAGUCGGUUACCUGUCGUGAGUAAAACAGUUUGGUUUCAUGUUUAAUCUCGUAUCACCAGAAAGAGUUAACCAUGUUUCGUGAAGAUGGUCAUAAAUUAUGGCUUAACCCAUUUGAGAUGUAGGGUGUCUUUAAAACUCUACUUAACAUGUUCACUAUACUAGGCAAUUAAAGU